This is a messenger RNA of Histoplasma capsulatum G186AR, 4504 nucleotides long. RefSeq lists its product as uncharacterized. Gene Ontology annotation, cellular component: nucleus; exosome (RNase complex). The transcript has 5 exons. The coding region runs from base 1 to 4041 and encodes 1346 amino acids. Lineage: Eukaryota; Fungi; Ascomycota; Eurotiomycetes; Onygenales; Ajellomycetaceae. The record is from RefSeq and is a predicted model, not a curated record.
AUGUCGUCGAGUUACCCUCCUACCCCGUCUUUUGGCGGUCGCUAUAGCCCGUCUCAGCAGUGGCCUCCAUGUCCUACCUCUACAACACCAGGUGAUGCUCCUGAUGCCUAUCACCCUCAAAACCCGAUCCCUCCACCACCCCCAACCUACGCGACCACCAAUCCAAGUUUUAAGCCGAGCACUCAGAUUCCAGGUCUUUCGGGUAACAAUAACGCAUCCAUACCUUUGACGCCAUCUUUUCACUUCAUGCCACCUUUUCAACAAUCCUUCCAGCCAGAUCCAUAUGCGCCUGCUUUUGCUGCUCCCAUGGGCUUUCCCCAGCAGCCUACCACCCCUCACCCUCAACAGAAUGGCUUAGCUGAAAACGUAUCUCCAAUCCGCACGGGUGCUACAAUGAAAGAAUAUGGUAAGACUGCAGCCUUGGACCCCAUGGACUCGCCGCAAUACGUGAAUUUAGGUGGCAAAGAAGAAGGUGGGCUAAGCAACGGAGACACGGAAGAAGAAGAGUCAUCUGGGCCGGAUGGAUACCAAAAUCAUCAGCCGAAAGAGGAUAUUCCGGAACAACCAUAUCUAUCCUCACAGCAACCGAAUGAAAAUCAUAAGGGGCAUAGUGAUGUUGGCACUCAUGGACGACUGCCUUUUUCUCACCAAUCACUCUCGCGUCAGCAAUCCCCCGAGGGGCCUCAAAAUUCAAUGAAAGCAAGAAGACAUCAGUUCCCUCAGACAAAUAAUAUUACCUCUGGGUCCUCUCGUGAAGAUAUGACAGCGACCGAUUUAGCUGCCGAUAUCUUUGCUGGAGGAAGUGUUCAGGACAAAUUAGCCUCCCGGGACCCCCGCAGCCUACCGAUGGCAAAAGCGGGAGGUUCUCGUGAAUCAUUACCUGUAUCCUCUAUCCAGUCAGUAGCUUCCCAUGAUAAAAUGGACAUUACUACUAAUGGAAGCGGGACAUACCCGUUUUAUGGAAAGUCCCCAGCACAACUACGAGUUCAGGCACAGGGGGCCUUGUUAGGGUUAGCUCCCCACAAUAUCAAAUUUGAUGAACUUGUAAAUGAAGGCAUCGAUCCAGUCAUUCUCAAGCGACUCUACGAUGAUAUUGGGCUUAAAGUUAUCUCCACUCGAGACAAACAGCAAGCCGACACUAGUCAGUCAAAGGAGAUGAUGACCACGUCAGUCGCUAGGUCUCAAGUCCCUCUCAAAUCUGAAGCUGAAAGUGUCACGACACCUGUCUCGCAUGCGGCCCCCGGUGCAGUCGCCAAAAGCCCAGUCUGUGAAAUCGUUCGAGAUAAGCCCCAACUAUCGAACCCCCAGAUGACACAAGGGACAUCAAUCGCGCUCGCUGCAGAAUCAAGCAAGCCUAUGGAACGAAAGGACAUAAUUGCCCGAAUGCUUGCAAGUAAAGCAGGGAAACCAGCGAGUACAACAGACUCUACAAAAUCUGAGGCUGCAAAGAAAUUGAUGCCGCUAGAAAAUCCGCCCUUAGCCCAUCCAAAUGAUACCUCUGCGCCCGCAAAAGUUGGGGCCCCUCCGUCGCCAAAGCAUAUUGCUAGUGAGACUCGGGCAAAAGAGAAGAACAAAGCCCAGACGGAAUUGGCGAGGCAGCGAAUGCAACAAUUGAAACAGCAAGGACUUGGAAGAAACCAGACCCAGUCAGCUAUUGAAGCUCCAGUUGUUGACCAACAGCUUCCACUCAGUAGCAGCUUGGUUCGGAGUUCGCAAAAUUCAACGCCUCCAUCCCAGCCAUCCAAACCUCCAUUAUCCUUAAACCAUCCGUUACCUAGUCGCCCUCCUGUACCUAAUCCAUCGUCGACCGCACGUAUACCUGGAUUGUUCAUGACUAGUUCUGAGCCACUCAGAGUUCAGGAUCUCUCGAUCAGCAAUAAGAACUCGGUCCCAUCAACCGAGCCACCGUCGACAAAAAUCCGGGCACCCCGAAAACGUCCAAGGGCUUCCGAUUUUACUGAUGAGCCGGACCUUGCACCACAAAAAACGCAAGAAAAGAGGGUGGCGAGCACCCAGCACAAGGUGAUUAUUGACAUAAGUGAAGAUGAAUUCAUGUAUGGUUCGGAUGAUGAAGCUUCUGAACCUAAACGCCGCGCGCCUGAACCUCCCGUUGUUAGAUCGGGUAGGAAUUCGAUUUCGAAUCAACUACUAAGUCGGGAUAUACCUCCCCUAUCCGACUUCCCUUCAAGAAACCACUCUCGCCGUUCCACUCCGCCAGCAUUUACAUCGCAGCUACGUAACCGAGGAAAGGAUCCAGACGAUCUGAACGCAGAACUCAAGGCCAUGCGCCAGAGAAUAGCAGAGUACGAAAAACGCAAGAAAGAAAAACAAUCUGCAAGCCAAGUAGGAUCACCGGCAGCCCUGGCCCCGUCGGCUACGACCUCGGCUGGUGGAAAUGGCUCAAUUGCUUUACAGUCACAAUGGAAGCCGACGAUGGAAGCCGAGCUCCCUAUGCUGCCCUCAAGUCAGCCUAAAAGUUCACCAGCUCAUUCCACAUGCACUGAGAAAAUAUUGAAUUCGGGAAUCGAAACGAGUCUAAAUUCUGAUGGUGCUCUUCGUAGUCAGUCCGUUUUGUCGCAAAACUCUAUUGAACCCAUGCAGAGUGAAUCUAUACGGAAAAAGCUCAUGCGAAAAAAGGAAAUAGAAGCCGGGCUUCCUGAACUUGAGGCAGAGUUACAAAAAUCUGAAGCACGGUUGCGGCAGUUUCGUGAGGAGGAACAAAGGCUGCUGGCCCAAAUCGAGAAAGGAAAGGAGGGAAAACGUCUUCUCGUUGAAGAACUAGAAGCCCUUGGAUUCAAAACAGCUGGGCAAUCUAUCGAGGAACUCCAAGUCACGAAGAACCUCCUAGAAAACGCAGUUGAAGCUCUGCCACAAUCAACUCGGCAGGAAACUCCUGCGGAUAGCGUAUUAAACGCUCAAGAGUCAACACACCGCGAAAUAGCUCGGGACAGUGGCUCUGCGCCAUCUUUACAACCCUCGACUAAGGAGCAGACAGUUUCCCAGUGUUUUGAAACCAUCCCAAAGACUUCCCAAGAAGCGAUAGAUAUGAGAAUGUCUCCCCCCAAAGAAACUGACGUUCGUUCAACGGCUGACAUGGCAGAAGACGGAACGACAUGCUCUAGUUCCGCCAUGGAUGAGUCGAUGGGAAGUACACAAGAUAUGUUAGAAGUAGAAAAGACACAAGAAGAGCCCCAGGCACUGGAAGAGAAAGGCCAAUCGCGUUCCGGAACAAAUGCACAUUCCAGUUUUACUGAUUUGGAUGUGCGACUAUGUGAAUCUAGCAUGUCUCCUCGACCUUUACACAUUGGUUUGGAGUACGGCCAAUCGGGCCAUUCCCUGGCUAAACCUGAUAACUCUGAAGAGUCAAUGAGUUAUAGGGAAUCUUCAGCUGGAUCGGAUAGAUAUGAACCACCUGAGCCGGAUCCUCGCACAGUACACACCGACCACAUUCAGACUUCACCCUUUAACUUGAUUUUGCCGGAUGAAGUAGAGCAUGUAGCUGCCGAAUCAUCGUCUAUUUCCCAAGAUGUUAACGCACUAACUUUAGCUGCUCAGGGCUCUGUGACUGACCCAAACUCAGAUUCUCUCAAGGUCAAAGAGGGCGCAGAGGGCGAAGAGGGUGCCCGUCGCUAUUUUACCCCUUACAGUAGCCCGCUAAAGUUAUUUAAGGCUUACCGAUAUCAUCCUUGCUUCACUAAAGAUAUCAGUGGUGGUUAUCGCUCGUUAACUUACAGCCAUAAAAUCGACCCCUAUAAUUAUAUAUGUCUAUAUGAGGCUGCGGGCGGAUUCUGUAACGACCAUUCGUGUGAAUAUCAACACUUUCGAGAUAUGAUCUUGAGUGAUGAUAAAAUACUUCGUGAGAUGGGUUCCUUGAGAGAGGGGAAGACUCUUGAAGAACAAAAGGAGUAUCUUGCAGGACUAAAACAGACCAUCAUCGAUAUGCGACGCGAUAAUGUGAAAGAUCUCAACACUGUUGCGACGGAAAUUGCCGGUUACCGUAGACGAUUUCUGCAUGACCCUUCCCGAGUUCUAGCCUUGUAGACUGUUUCACGAUUAUCUGGUUCAUCCAUGAAGACCAUUACAGCAAAAAUCCGACUUUAUAUUUAUAUGCAGGCCGAUCUCUUUGUCGGCUCUCAUCCCUUAUAUAUCAGGUGAGAUGGUUGCGAUCGACUUGAAACUAUGAGAUCCCAUGGCUUGUUCCAAGGGAGGGAAUCCCCCGAAACAAAAAGAUGGGCGGAUAGGACCCCAGACACAUAUAUUUCCCACACCUAAGCUCUUGGAUUACUAGCUGUGUUCACAGCAUUUUACUCUCCUCGCUUCUCCAGUGAAGUAUAUUCAGCAACCUUGCUCGUACCACAUUCUUCUCUCUUAUCUUGCUACUCGCUGUUUUGAGAGAUGACACUUGAUGGCAAUCCGCAACUCAGCAUGGCUGGCUCGGCUUUUAUCUUUGUUACAACAUAAUAUUAAAACUUCUCGUCUAUAAGACUUGAAAUUUUCCUUCUCC